CCACAUCAACCGCCUCGGGACAACUCGAUAUAUAAGAAUGUAAUCUUAUUGCUCUGGACUUUUCUAUCGUAAAAAAAACCACCUGUUUAUUCCGAGGACGGUGCGUUUUUAUUCCUAAACACCAUGCCACCUCACAUGAGCUGCGCCACGCUGACAACAGCUACAUAAUGGCAUGUAGGAGCGGCUCCGGUCCAAUAAACGAGGAUAACGCAAGGUUCCUGCUGCUGGCAUUGUUCAUCAUCAUCUAUCUCCUCUGUGGGGCCGCAGUCUUCUCCGCGCUGGAGCAGCCAAAGGAGCGAGAGGCGAAGGAGCGCUGGGAGCAGAGGUUCGAGCAUUUCAGCAAGAAGUACAACCUGAGUCAGAAAGACCUAAACAACUUCCUGAGGAACUACGAGGAGGCGAACGUGGCGGGGAUCCGCGUGGACACAAUCCGACCUCGAUGGGACUUCACCGGCGCGUUUUACUUUGUGGGGACGGUGGUGUCAACAAUUGGGUUCGGUAUGACCACUCCUGCCACCAUUGGAGGAAAAGUCUUCUUGAUGUUCUACGGCCUGCUCGGCUGCGCUGCCACCAUCCUCUUCUUCAACCUUUUUCUGGAGCGUGUCAUCACAGUCAUCGCCGUGGUCCUCAAGUCCUGUCACGAACAUCGGCAUAAAAAAGCUGCGCUUGCAUCAAAUGGCCAGCGGGUGUCUGAGGGAAACAGAGCUGGUGGAAAUGGAGGAGAAAGAGGAGAGGAUCUGGCUGGCUGGAAGCCUUCGGUUUACUGCGUCAUGUUCAUUCUAGGCAUGGCGGCCAUUGUGGUGUCCUGCUCUGCCUCGCUCAUGUACUCUGCAGCCGAGGGUUGGGACUACCUGGACUCGCUCUACUUCUGCUUUGUGGCCUUUAGCACAAUUGGUUUUGGAGACAUGGUGAGCAGCCAGCGGGCGGUGUACGAGGGCCACGCCACAGUCGCGUAUAGGUUGGGAAACUUCUUCUUCAUCCUGACCGGCGUCUGCUGCAUCUACUCCCUCUUCAACGUCAUCUCCAUCGUCAUCAAGCAGGUCCUGAACUGGCUCCUGAGGAGGCUGGACGCACCCUGUCGCUGCUGUUUCCCCAGGAGGGGUCACCACCCACACCGGCACCCCCGACGAAACGUGGUGGCACCGGGCCACCUGCGCGCCCGCAGAGACCCCUCUAUCGAGACGGAUGCCCUCAACGAAAGUGAGACCGACAACGGGCGCAGGAUGUCCGGGGAGAUGAUCUCCAUGAGGGACUUUCUUGCAGCCAACAAGGUCAAUCUGGCUAUUAUGCAGAAGCAGCUUUCCGAGAUGGCCAUUGGGCACCCGCGCCAGUCCAGCUCCAAUUCACGUCAGAACGGAUUCUCAGGAGGGGUGGGAGCCCUUGGCAUCAUGAACAACCGUUUGGCAGAGACUAGCGUGGACAGAUAGGACAGACAAUUAUUUUUAGGGGUAGCAAAAGGCUGCAAGGAUAAGCCGAUAAGGACACAUUUCCACUGGGGAAAGCCUUCCUGGAAAAAAAAAGAGAGACUUUGGGUGGUUUAAAGACUGAAUACAUGACUAAUUCAUCCAUUGACAGCACGCUGACUCCCAGCAGCAAUCAUCUCCGCCAACUUCCCUGUCAAGAACAUGGCUACACUAAUGAUGAAUUAGAGGGGCUGGAGCCUGUCUUCUGAACCACGAUGUUACCACAUGAGGAAUGCAGUUGCCAUGGUGAUAUAAAGAAAAGGCCUGUCUGGAGUACUUGUAUCUAAGCCUUAAAAUCCUAAUGCACUGCACGCUUCUUCACCUUACAUAUCGUACUUACUCAAUACUCACUAUGGCUCUACCCACAUCCAUAAUGACAUAAAAAUAGCUUAAUUAAUUUAAUGUGUUGACCAUAGUGUUGACCCUGAAUGCAUCAUUUACAAUUAGACUUGCAAUGCCACUCUUGUUAACUCAAACAAAUGUUUCAAAGCCUUUUGAUAUGCCAUUCAAUAGCCUCCAUCUUGGAAAUGGUUAAAUUAAUUAUAACGACAAAUAGAAGAAAAAGAAUCCCAGGAGAACCUUAUUAUGAAAUAAACAGACCUAUUAUCUUCAGCUGAAUGGGUGAUGUUUUGCGACUGAGAUGAAACCUAUUAUGUUAGACUGAUGUUUACUUUUUGGUUUGCAGCACUUUCUCCAGGCACAGACGCAGAUAGAAGGACAUUUUCACACUGAUGUUGUCUUACAGUCCCAGGAGGUUGGCAGUUAUAUAAUGUGUCGAAAAAGGUAGCUCCAGGGGUUAUUCUUUUUCAUUUUAGCACAACAGUGUAAGGUUUAUGUUUUUCCUGUUGUCUAGGUUCACCGCAGAAGCAGUUACUAAAAUGGACGGACUGUUCAAAACAUGCCUACACUGAUUGACCGAAACCUGAAAUCAGCCACGCAUGAAGACAACUUGUGGACACUAUAUCAUUAACUGCAAUUGAAUAGGUAUCUUAAUUCUCUUUGUUCAUACAUCUUAGAAGAAAUUACAGGUUGAGAAUACUUGUACUCCACAUCUGACGUCAACAUCUUUUGGAAUCUGAAUUGUGUAAGAAGUGUCUGAACAAAAGCAGACAGACAAUGUUUUUUGUUGAUAAAUUGAUAAUCAAGCAAACCUGCACAGAAAGCAUGUGCUAUAUUUUUGUACGGGGGUACGGCUGCAUAGAUUUCUUUUAGGAUGAUGAUGAAAGAAGAAGGAGGUCGGAUUCAGAUGGCACACAGCAUUAAUAAUAUGCAGUGUGAAGAUUGAAGAAUGUAUUUGUAUAAUAAAAAAGAGAAACAAUGUAAGUGAAUAUUUGUUACAACCAUUUCCCCAUAUGGAGUUUUUUUAAUCAGGAAUUGGUACUAUAAUAUGCACAGCUAACCUUUGAAGCUUUGGAUGUCUCAACCUGCUAGAGCAGUGUUAUUUUUUGAGUCUAGUAAUAGUGUCUUUGUGUAACUUUUCCCAAACAAAAAACACAAAAAAAAGGGUGCUUGAAGGUGUUUUUAAACAAAGUUUUCAUCUGCUCUAAUCUAAGCUAAUGUCAUGAGCAUAACCAAACUAGCUUAUGAAAUACAGGAGCAACUCCAAUGCCAAAAAGCCUUAUAUUGUAUAAAAUAAUU
Messenger RNA from Notothenia coriiceps (black rockcod), 3101 nucleotides. RefSeq names its product potassium channel, subfamily K, member 13b (gene kcnk13b). Gene Ontology annotation, cellular component: plasma membrane. The coding region runs from base 168 to 1427 and encodes 419 amino acids. The transcript is spliced from 3 exons. Gene Ontology annotation, biological process: potassium ion transmembrane transport; stabilization of membrane potential. NCBI's taxonomy places the organism in Eukaryota, Metazoa, Chordata, Actinopteri, Perciformes, Nototheniidae. The record is from RefSeq and is a predicted model, not a curated record. Gene Ontology annotation, molecular function: potassium ion leak channel activity; outward rectifier potassium channel activity.